Molecule: messenger RNA, 1621 nt
Organism: Pogoniulus pusillus (Red-fronted tinkerbird)
Lineage: Eukaryota; Metazoa; Chordata; Aves; Piciformes; Lybiidae
Gene: KYNU
Product: kynureninase
Exons: 13
Coding region: 22-1446 (474 amino acids)
Biological process (GO): NAD+ biosynthetic process
Cellular component (GO): cytoplasm
Molecular function (GO): kynureninase activity; pyridoxal phosphate binding
Source: RefSeq, a predicted model, not a curated record
GUGGAAGCGAAUGACCUGAAAAUGAAUCCAUCUUCUCCUGUGCUACCAGCAACCAUCUUAGAGCAAACUGCCCUGCAGCUGGGAUGCAGUCCCACAGACCAGAAACUUGCUUCUCACUUAGAUGAAGAAGAUGACUUGAAGCACCUUCGUGAAUGCUUUCAUAUCCCCAAAGUCAAGGAUCUGCCUCCAACUGAUCUGAGCCUGGUGAAUGGAGAGGAGAGCUGCAUAUACUUCAUUGGGAAUUCUCUUGGGCUCCAGCCAAGGAAAGUUAAAACUUACUUGGAUGAAGAACUGGACAAGUGGGCUCGAACAGGUGUUCAUGGCCACUUCAAUGGGCAGCGCCCCUGGGCUCUGGCAGAUGAGUGCCUCCUGGACCUGAUGGCUGGGCUGGUUGGUGCCCAAAGACACGAAGUAGCCUUAAUGAACGGACUGACUGUAAACUUGCACCUCCUGCUGCUCUCCUUCUUUAAGCCUACUCCAAGCCGCUAUAAAAUUCUCCUAGAAGCCAGAGCCUUUCCCUCUGACCACUAUGCAGUCGAGUCGCAGCUUCGCCUCCACGGGCUGGAUGUGGAGAACAGCAUGGUCCUGCUGCAGCCACGCAAGGGGGAGGAAACCUUGAGGAUUGAAGAUAUCCUUGCUAUGAUCGAGAAGGAAGGGGACUCCAUCGCUGUCAUUAUGUUCAGCGGGGUGCAGUACUACACGGGACAGUUGUUUGACAUCCCCAGAAUAACAAAGGCUGGCCAAAAGAAGGGUUGCUUUGUUGGAUUUGACCUGGCUCAUGCUGUUGGGAAUGUAGAACUUAGUCUGCAUGACUGGGGAGUAGACUUUGCCUGCUGGUGUUCCUACAAGUAUUUGAAUUCUGGAGCAGGAGGCCUGGCUGGUGCCUUCAUUCACGAGAAGCAUUCCAGGAGCAUUAAACCGGCGCUAGUCGGCUGGUGGGGCCAUGCAUUCAAAACUAGAUUCCUCAUGGAGAACAAACUGGAGCUAAUUGAAGGAAUUAAUGGAUUUCGAUUAUCAAACCCUCCAAUUCUGCUGGUCUGUGCUCUGCAGGCGAGUUUGGAGGUUUUUGCCCAAACAACAAUGAAAGCCCUGAGAAGGAAAUCCAUUCUGCUCACUGGUUACUUGGAAUACCUGAUAAAACAUUACUACAGUGAGGACAAAACCAAGCCAGAGAAGCCCUUUGUGAAGAUCAUCACCCCUCCCCAGACCCAGGAGAGAGGCUGCCAGCUCACGCUGUCCUUCUCCCUGCCCAUCAAGUCUGUGUUCAGUGAGCUGGAGAAGAGAGGAGUAGCUUGUGACAUGCGAGAACCAAACGCUCUUCGCAUUGCCCCAGUUCCUCUCUACAAUUCUUUCCGUGAUGUGCACAGAUUUAUUGAAAUCCUGGGAUCUGCAAUUACAUCUUCAAAACAAACAGCAAACAAUACUGUGCUAUCUGGUCCUUAUUGAUGGCUCAGCUGUAUCUUUUAAUCUCUUUCUGACUAAGAUGCAUUUAUCCCGCUGAGCGAUUCUCCGCUUCGAGCCGCCCGAGCUAUAUCCCAUGCAAUUUGCAAGGAAAGAAAUGACUCUGCUUGAGUAGUUAUUUACAACAGGCAUAGUUUUAUUAAAGCUCACAUAUCCACUC